Cucurbitaria berberidis CBS 394.84 is the source of this 2086-nucleotide messenger RNA. RefSeq lists its product as uncharacterized. Gene Ontology annotation, biological process: regulation of DNA-templated transcription. The record is from RefSeq and is a predicted model, not a curated record. Gene Ontology annotation, molecular function: zinc ion binding; DNA-binding transcription factor activity, RNA polymerase II-specific. The transcript has 4 exons. NCBI's taxonomy places the organism in Eukaryota, Fungi, Ascomycota, Dothideomycetes, Pleosporales, Cucurbitariaceae. Bases 159 to 1931 code for a protein of 590 amino acids.
AUCAAGUGCUACAGCCCGCUGCAGCUUCUUCUCUCCCUUUGCAGAGCUGCAUACCAGAUUCGGGCAGCAUUUCGGCGUCAGUUGUCCACUCUCUUGUUUCCUACCAGCGGUUUCUGGAAGCUCACCGAUGCCGUUCACGUCCAAAGCGAAAUGAGCUAAUGGUAUUCCGCGGAAAACCAUCGAAGGCCUGUCUCAGGUGCCGGCAGAGGAGACUCCGAUGCGAUCAGCAACGGCCCAGUUGUCGCUCUUGCAUUCGUGCUGGGGAACCAUGCGAUGGCUAUCGAGACACAGAGUCAGUCCGCAUCAAUGACGAAACCGAGCUCGUGCGAUCAAAAGCACUCAGUAACGCGGGCCUUACUCAAAGCAAGCAAUUGAAUGUUCCUAUCAAGUUUCGACACCUGCCGCAGGAUCUCCAAGCCCUGGGGCGGGACAUAUUCUUUGCCUACUACGUCUCGGACUUUAGCCGGACUUGGAGUUUCCUCUUCCAGUACCUAGAUCAGAAUGUCACCCCUGAGCAUGUGAGCCUAGGAAUUGAUGCCGUUAGUCUUGCGUUUCUCUCGCAUCAGGUCUCGUCGCCAACGGCCAAGGAUCUGGCACGGAGGAAAUACUGUUUGGCACUCGGGAAAAUCAACAAGGAGUUGCAGGAUCCGGCGAAGGCAAGGGCUACAACCACGUUUGAUGGAGCUCUAUUACUUGACCUCUUUGAAAAGAUCAUGAAGUCAGCCUCUGAGGUCAAUACCUCGCGGCAUGCGCAUGUAGAAGGUGCGCUAGCGUUGGUCAAGCUACGCGGUGUCGAACAAUUCACUGAGAGUUCUGAGUUGAGGGCUCUUAUGGGACUCUCGCUUAACGCAACGAUUUGUGCAUUGAGUACUGGGCGGCCCAUUCCGGAAGAGAUUCGAAAGAUCAGAAGACACGCGGCUCAAUUUCUCGAUACAACAUACCCCAAAUGGACCUUGAGUGGUGUCAUGCUUGACGUUGCAGAUCUAGCAGCUGAAAUGCGCAGGGGAACGCUGACGCCGGAAGAGAGAGUGGCAAGAAGCCUUGAUAAGGACCAAGAGCUCCAAACCGUUGCUCUUGAAGCAGCUCCAGCAUGGACUUACGACCGGAAAUUUGUUUCUGGCCACGAUAGCAGAGUCGUUGCGCUCGACGGGUUCUUCGACGUAUAUCCCAACCGGAUGAUAACACAAAUGUGGAACGUGUUACGGUUGACAAGGAUCCUCCUUGGUGAAGAGAUAGUCGAGUCCUGCAUGAAAAGUCAAGACCAAGAGAGCGAAGCCCAGUCUAAUCGAGCCAAAGUUACAAUUAUAGAAAUGACCCGAGAGAUAUGUGCUUCUGUUCCUCAGAUGACCAACUGCGACUUCGCCGCGCGACACAAAUUACCUGGCGGUGGACUUUCAAGCCCUAGCUCGCAACACACGCACACCAUGACACACAUCCUCGAUGUCUACAUCCUUAUAUUCAGUCUGUACGUCGUGGCAUGGUCGCGCAACUGCUUGCCCACCACUCGCGAAUGGACGGUCAAGCAAUUGCAGCACAUUGCCGACCACUUUGGUAUCAAAGAAGCCGGCAUCAUCCUCGACAUUUUGAAGAAGCAGCAGCAGGAAGAACGUAAAGAUCCAUGUGACCGCAGUUCUAGACUUGCACAUUAUCGCCUGUUUACGCACGCCGAGGAUGCUAUGUCCAGCCCUGUAGGUACAUGUCCAUGGGCGCUCAAAAUACGAAAUGCGGAGAAAGAAGCACACCCGUGUACUCAUCCAGCUCACGUCACCACCGACACUCCAAAUCGCCCCCUCGGCCCUCAAGACCCACGCCUCUGCUACCGAUCCGCAGGCUUUGCUGCAGGUCCAUGGACCAGUCUGGACGACCCUGCGUGGCCGACGGCAUUGUUUCAAGACAAGUUUGCUACGAAGUUGAGUCACGUUGGUGGUUAGUCUGAGGGUUCUGACAGAUUUGUACCUGGCGCGGUAAGUAUGUGAAAGAUGGGGACUUGCGGUGGCUAAGUUUGAUUGAAGAGAAGUAGGGUAUUUGAUGCUAAUAUGUCCUGUAAGAUGACCGGCUGCUGCAACUAGGAAGAAUGCAAAUUGAG